AUGCAAAAGUCGUUACGAGCAAAUGAACAACAACUUUACUAUUUAGUAAAUAAAGCACGUGAAAAUGGUACUGCUAAACUCUCAGGUAAUCUAUGGAAGAAAAGUUUAGAUACAAGUAAAUGGCAAUUACGCUAUUUCCUUCUUUAUCAAAAUCUUCUAUUCUACUUUGAAUGUGAACGUGCAGAAAGACCAUCUGGUGUGAUAUUUUUAGAGAGUUCCUAUUGUCAACUAAAUGUGAAUUUAAAAUCUGGACGAGAUGAUAAAAUCGGUGGGCAACAAGGCAACUACUUCACUAUUUCCUAUCGUAAAGAAGGUGUUCGACAGUAUGAUCUACGUGCAGACUCAGAAGAGGAGUGUUCCAUGUGGGUUGAAGCAAUCAAUAGUGCAAGUUUCAGUAAACUAUUAGAAUUGAAACAGGAAGCUGAACAAAAACAAUUACAUCUAUUACAGAUAUUAGAAACGGAACAACGAGCUAAAUGGCAUUAUGUUAAACAGAUUGAAGAGUUGACAGCUGAAAUAAAACAGUUGAAGUAUGAGUUCAACGAAUAUCGUAUAGACCGUAGAUUCAAUUUGGAAUUUGAAAAUGAAACUGAAGAGUUGAAAAAAAUCAAGAAGGUUCAAUCAUUUUUUCGUGGUUGGUUAUGUCGUCGUCGAUGGAAGCAUAUUGUUGAAGAGUAUAUUCGAUCAGAACAUGCAGAAUCAAUGCGAAAACGUAACAGUAUUGUAUUUGGUUUAGUAGAAUGUGAAGAUGAAUAUGUUCAACAAUUAUCUAUACUCGUAACAUGUUAUCUAAGACCAUUUCGUAUGGCAGCAAGUUCUAAGAAACCAAUUGUUAGUCAUGAAGAUGUCAAUUCAAUAUUUUUAAAUGCUGAAGCGGUGCUAUUUCUACACCAAGUUUUUGUUCAAGGCUUACGUAAUAAAAUGGAACAUUGGCCAACUUUGCAAUUGGGUGAUCUUUUUGAUUUAUUAUUACCAAUGUUGGGAAUUUAUCAAGAAUAUGUACGUAAUCAUCAUUAUUCUUUACAAGUGCUAGCGGAAUAUAAACAACGUCCAGAAUUUACGCAUAUGCUAAAACGCUUAGAAGAGAAACCAUUAUGUGAAGGCAGAUCAAUUGAAUCAUUUCUAACUUAUCCAAUGCAUCAGAUUCCUCGGUAUAUUAUUACGUUGCAUGAAUUGCUUGCUCACACACCAUAUGAUCAUGUUGACAGAAAGAAGCUAGAAUUCGCUACAUCAAAACUGGAACAAAUUUCCCAUAUUAUGCACGAUGAGGUCAGUGAGACAGAAAAUAUACGCAAAAAUUUGGCUAUUGAACGUAUGAUUGUAGAUGGAUGUGAUCUGUUGCUUGAUGUCAACCAAGUAUUUGUACGUCAAGGCACUUUAAUUCAAGUGAUGUGUGAUAAACUUCGUUCAUCACGUUCAAGAUUAGGUAAUUUUGGUUCAUCUUGUAGAGAGAGAAAGGAAGCUAUUCGUCAAGUUUUCUUAUUCACUAAUCAUUUAUUGAUUACUGCUCGAACAAAUAAUGGCAAAUUAAGAUUAGUCAAGAACUGUGGUAAAAUUUCAUUGGUUGAAUGUACACUUAUCGAAGAUACAACAGCUGAAUUAUUCAAUUUAGAUGAUGAAGACCAAUUAAACGUUGGAGCUGAACAGAAAGGUCAACAAGAAAGUGGUUCCAAUAUGACUAAAAGUUGCAUCAGUCAACUGUUAAACACAUCUCCGUUGACUGCAAGCACAACUAUUGAUCCAAAUAUGCGUAAUUCUUUUCCAUCCAGCACUGUACAUGAGUUAGGACAACAGCAACAACAACAUCAGUUGCGUAAACGUUAUACUUGUCCAGAUUCAACGCUUAGUCGGAGUACACCUGUAAAUAACUCCUACCGAACUGAUCAAGUGAGCAAGCCGAUACCUAUUUCCAAUACAACACAACAUUCAUUAACCAUUACAACAUCUGUUUCUUGGCUACCUUCUUUAACAGUUCAGCAUCGACAUUCUACCUCAUUAUGCACAACAGCCAAUGAAAGCGAUGUACAUACUACACCAAGGAGUUCCGUCAUCUCAUCUUCUAUUAUUAUGGUCAACAGUGCCCCCACCACUACCACUACCACCACUACUACCACAACUACUCUAUCUUCCAUCCCUACUCCUAGUCAUACUAAUAAUUUAGUGAUGCACGGUCGUAGUAGUUCUACAACCCCGGAUAUUAACAUUAUGAGUCCAAGUUCAUUAUCAGCUCAACCGACAAGUCCAUCAAUUUCAAUGCUACAUAGAUUUAACAGUAAUACAGGUCUAUUGAAUACCCUCAGUAAUGCUGCAUACAGUACAGAUAAAACAGAUUAUGGUAAUUUAGAUUUUCGUUUAAUAUGGGAACCUAAAAAUGGUCAACCAACUAGUAUAUGGCUUGUUGCCUCAACAUUACAAGAAAAGGCUGCAUGGUGUUCAGAUAUCAGUCAGUGCAUUGAACAAUUGCAUUACGGUGACAUUUUGAAUUCUGCUCAAUCAGAUGUCUCUUCUGUAGCAAUGCCUCAGUCAAUACGAUCUGAUCCAAAACUGUUUAAAGAUGAUGUUGAUAUUAAAUUCAGUCAUACAUUGAAUUCAUGCAAAGUACCUCAGAUUCGUUAUGCAACAGUCAGUCGUUUACUUGAUCGUUUAACUGAUGCCAGAUUCUUGUCAAUCGACUUCUUGAACACAUUUCUUCUCACCUAUCGUGUAUUUACUACUGGUCUCUCAGUCAUAUGGUCACUGAAUCAAGUGUUGGCCAAUCCAGAUGUGGACGCGACGAUUAACAAUAGUGCUGUACAUCCAAGUCAAAAUCAGUCCUUUACUUACUCACAUUUCGAAAACGCUGAAUCACGUGAUCUAUUGUAUAUGACAAGAUCUUCUGAAGUAUCAUUGACAACUAAUCGAUUACCAGUUUUAGAAGAAGCAGUACCUAGUACAACUGAUGAUCUCUCAUCUAGUCCAAAUUCAAAUUCACAAACAGAAGAUAAACCAGAGUUUAGUACUAGAAUGAAUAUGAAUGUAUCAAGUGAAUUAUCCACAUCGUUACCAUUAAACAGGCUGGAUCAAAGGAUGAAACAGUCAGAAGCCUCUAGUCCAACUGCAUCUACAGGGAAUUGUACACAUGGUAAUAUACUUAUAGAAUCGCAUAAAAACUUACUUCCAUCUCCAUUAUCUACCUCAGAAGCUCACUGUUCAUCAGGUGAAGAGUACAAUUCCAGUUUAAUGAGUCAAUCAGAGAUAGGUGAUAGUCAUCAUAGUGUAUCCACUGAUAAACAACUGAUUAAACAGGUGAUGAAUAGAAGUUUCCAUUCCUACAAUACAAGUACUAAUACCACUGGUAAUAACAAUAACACUUCUAUUACAGCUGUAUCGUUAAGUUAUCAUCCUACAACAGUCUUAAUUCCUCGUUCACCUGUAUAUAACACACUAGUGGAUUUAAGAGACGAUCCACCAUUGGAGUUACCAAUUCUACCAGAUCUGAAAACGUCGGACAAAAAGCAUCAACCACGUGAAUCCAGGGAAAAAGUGGAAACUACCUCAGUCAUCUCUUUAUCCUUGGAUGAAUGUAACAGCACACAGAAAGGACAUAUACGUCUGGCUCCAUUGGCUUCUUGUGAAGUAAUACCAGAUGAAGCAGAUAUAUUGAACAGUUCAAAGAAAGGAAUUACAUCCAAUUCACAAACACCAAUAUCUUCUAAUCCUGAUAUCAAUAAGAAUGAAAAUAACAGUCAGCAGUAUGAUGGUGAUGACUAUACUACUAACAGUAGUACUGUACAUAUUAUCACUGGUAAUCAUUUAGAUAGUCAGUUGGAUAAAUCAACAAUCUUAUUACCUCAAGAGAAAACAAAGUCAGGAGAUGUAGAAGACAAUGAAGUAGUGAUUGUCAUGGUAAGAGGAGGAAGAGAAAGUGGAGUUCAAGAAAAAGAUGAAGAAGGAGAUCAUAUGAAACAUAGUCGGUCAACAAGCAUAUCAACAUCAGAUAUUGAAACUUCAGUCCCUUAUGAAAAUCAGCCAAAUGAAUGUUUAGAAUAUGUGCCAAAUUCAAAAAUCCCUGGUGAGAAUAUUGAAAUAAAACAUUUCAAAAAGAUGGAUCAAUUAUCAAUUUUAAAUAGUCAACAAUUUAGUCGUAGUUGGACAACUAUUAACUUAGAGGAUAAUGAUCGAUUAUUGAAAAAUUACUUAAAUCAAACAAUUGGUUCAUCAUUGUUAGCAACGGAGAAUAAUUAUGAUAGGCAACAAUCAUCAGGAAAUUUUGCAAAGAUAACUAUUGAAAAUAAUACAGUACAACGUAAGAAUACAAGUCAGUCGAUACAUUGUCCUAGGAGUCGAAACAUUGUCAGCUCCAUACAAAGGUCAACUACUGAAAUGAAACCUUCAACUAGCAGUAGAAGUAGAACACCGAAAUUUUCUCCAGUUACUGAAAGCUUAGAUUUAGCUACAAAAUUGACAGUAAUAACCAAGUCACCGAAAUCCUUCACAGCCUGUCAAUCACUUGCUAAGCAUACAAUGAUUGCAGCAUUGAAUUGUUCCAGAGCAUUUACCACUAACCUGAAAACAACAUGUACAAAUCAUAAUUCAGAUGUUGGCAUGAAUAAUAUUCUACAGUCAAAGUUUCUGGAAGAUCAUUAUCCAGAAUUUACAGAUGUUAUUCAUUCUUCACCAUCAAGUCCUAAAAAGUACUCAGAAGGUUCAGUGAUGAAAGAUACAAAACCGACUGUAAGUAUUCAUGAUACUUUGAAGGAAGGCGAUAACUCAGGUGUAAAAUUGUCUCACAUUGAUAAAACUUCUCCCAGUAAAAGUGGUAAUAUUACUGAAAUUACUACAACACGUGAAAUUCUGCCCGACAUUAAGAGACCAAUACAGAGCUACAAACCGUCUAGACUUGUCAGUUCUACAGAAGCAACAAGACAAAAGAAAUCUGAUACAUGUUUGGAUGAUCAGAGUAAAGUUUCUCGAAAACUUAAAGCACAAGACUCAAGAAAUUCAGAUGAAACUAAACCGUGCCCAGAAACAUCGCAUGCACCAUCUUUGACAAAUAGUCAACACUUACCAGCUGAUAUUAUCCUAAAGGAAAGACAAGAUUCGCUUAUUCCUCAACAUUUAGGAAUUGCUGAUUGUGCUAGAGGCUCUGUCGUGUCUUGGUCUGGUGUUUCUAAUAUUUCAAAGCCUAAACGUCCUUCAGUAUUUUCAUGCCCUGAAGCAGAAUUUGAAUCACCCAGAUCAAGUGUUAUCAAUCCAUCUUUAAGUGAAUUAGUGGCAAAUAAAAGAACACGACCAGGUGCAGUGGUCACUUCUUCAAGACGAUCAAAACGACGGUCGAGUAAUACUGCAGCUGCUCAAGCAUUUGCAGUCGCUACAGCGGGUAGUGCAAAUCCUUUGGCUGCAGUUGGUAUAAUGGGUUUAGGACCAAAUUUAUUUCGUCCAGGUGGUUAUCGUUUCUCAGCGGGUACAGCAACAGCUGCAGCUUCACAAGUUGGUCUUCGAUCUGGAUCAACUUCGGUUUCAAGUAGCAAUAGUAAUAUCAAUGUGGUUACAAAUCGUUCUUCUUCUUCUUCUCAAAACACUUCAAUCAGCAUGUAUCCAAUUUCUUCCAGUGUCACCAACACAAUGUCAUCGUCAACGUCAGUUACAGCGGCAGUGAUGACCACUUCAGCAGUAUCGUCAACAACGCCAACAGCAAACAUUUCUUUUCGUUUUAGUAUUGGAAGAAAUGGGUUGAAUGCAACAGCAACCAGUAAUACUACAUCAACAAAUAAUACUUUUAAUUUUCAUACCUACAAUCUAACUAGUCCAACCUUAAUCCAAUCGAAUAAUAUUGGUGUCAAUUCAGGAGCAUCUCAUUGUACUAAUCAAGCAAAAAGGAAUACAAUGUUGGCUACAGCAUCAUGUCUACGAGUGCUGAAUGUUGUUCGACACUGGAUUACUAAAUUCCCUGAUGAUUUCGAAAGUGAUGCAGUCUUAAAACGUGAAAUGCAAACUCUUUUAGAUGCUUUAGUCACUUGUCCUCACUUAAUGCCAAAUGAUCAAAAAGUGGCUGGUCAAUUGUUACUCCAAAUGAUCUCUGAUCAGUUAGUCCAUGAUAGAAUUGAUCUUGACAGCAUAUUAACACCGACACAAAUUCCAUCGGAGAAAAAUUUCGAUCAAUUGUCUGCAUUAGAUAUAUCGGAACAACUAACAUUUUUGGAUUUUCAAAUAUUCCGCUCUAUACGAAGCGAGGAACUACUCAAUCAAUCCUGGAUGAAGCUAGACAAGGAAGAAAAAGCUAAGCAUGUAUUACUAGUAUGCAAACGUUUCAACGAGGUCAGCCGUCUUGUUGUAUCCGAAAUCAUAUCACGCACAGAUUUAAACGAUCGAGUCAUGUGUAUUGACAAAUGGGUAGCUAUAGCUGACAUUUGUCGAUGUAUGCAAAAUUACAAUGGUGUACUACAAAUUUGUGCAGCCCUAGUAAAUAGUUCCGUUUAUCGACUAAAAAGAACAUGGGAAAGGGUUAGCAAACAAACUAAACAGUCAAUCGAUCGAUUACAAAUGCUUGUAGCAUCAGAUGGAAGAUUCAAGUCUAUGCGUGAAGCUCUACACAGAUGUGAUCCUCCAUGUAUUCCAUACCUGGGAAUGUAUCUAACCGACUUAUCAUUUAUUGAAGAAGGUGCAUUGAAUAUAACGGAGAAUAAUUUGGUCAAUUUUUGUAAAAUGCGUAUGAUUGCACAUGUGAUACGUGAAGUUCAACAAUACCAUCAAACUCCAUAUCUGAUAACUCAUAGAAGAGAUGUUACUGAUUAUCUUCUGGAUCCAACACGUCUUUUAGAUGAAGAGCAAACUUAUCAAGCAUCAUUAACUAUUGAACCAAGACAAUCAAUCAAUCGACAGUCAACAACAGGAUUCUCAUAG
This is a messenger RNA of Heterobilharzia americana, 6882 nucleotides long. The record is from the annotation of a GenBank genome assembly. NCBI's taxonomy places the organism in Eukaryota, Metazoa, Platyhelminthes, Trematoda, Strigeidida, Schistosomatidae.